CCCGUCUGUCUGGUUGCCAUCGGUAACCCUGCUUGAUGAGAUCAGAGGGGAUCUGCUUUCAGCAUGAGGCAGCCAGCCCUCCUUAUCCUCCUCGUUUCUCUCUCUGUCUCUGUCUCUCGCUCUGUGUGUGUGCUGAACUGAAACUUACUCCGAAGAACAGGAGUGCUCGAUAGUGACGGACACCGUAGCGAAGGACGCCACAGCAGCGAGGAAGAGUCGCCGAGGGCAGGAUCAGUAGCGAUAUCGAAUGGCUUAGCUUCUGCAAGGGAGGCAAGAGAGGGGGUUACCUCUCUGGGGAGAGGCUUCCCUCAGCAGGACUCGACCUGCUUCUGUUCUCCUCUUCUUUUUCUCCUUCAGUUCUUUCCACAAAGGAGAGCGGAAGAGCUUUUGUCACCGCUCUUCUCUUUUGGUUUGUUUUAUUUCGGCUUUGAGGAGGAACAGGAACAAGAGACAGUGGAGUUGCACAGAGGGGAGCUACGCUACUGUUACUUCUGCGUGUCUUCGUUGGCCCCUUUUGAAGGCGGAUUUGUGGCGUGAGCCUGCAACAGGAGUGCAUCAUCACCACUCCCUGUGGUUCCACUGGUUACUGCACUGAAAAUCCGCUUUGAUGAGGUAACUCCGGGGCGACGGAGGACCAAACCGACCCAAACUAACAGCUUCCUCCCCCUUUCCACUCCCCCUUUCUCACCGCCACCAUGGGCCAGAAAAUCUCUGGCGGCAUCAAGUCAGUGGACAAUCGCGGCGAGGGCGGCUCACCCUCGUUCCGUCCCUCGGCCCACCGCCGGCUCCUCCACCCCGAGCUGCGGGGCCCCGACUUCCACAAGCCACCCCGGUUGGACCUACUUCUAGACAUGCCCGCCGCGCCUCCAGACCUACAGCUCCGCCACGCCUGGAACCCAGAGGAUCGCUCGCUCAACGUCUUCAUCAAGGAGGAGGACAAACUGACCUUCCACCGCCACCCCGUAGCCCAGAGCACCGACUGCAUCCGCGGCCAAGUGGGCUACACGCGGGGACUUCACGUCUGGCGGCUCCACUGGCCAGUGAGACAGCGAGGAACACAUGCCGUGGUGGGAGUUGCCACCGCUGACGCCCCCUUACACUCGGUCGGCUACAUGGCGCUAGUGGGCAGUGACUCAGAGUCCUGGGGGUGGGACUUGGGCAGGAACCGACUGUACCAUGACAGUAAGAACCGGGCCCAGGCUUCCCUACCUUCAUAUCCGUGUUUCUUAGAGCCAGAGGAGGCUUUCGUGUUGCCGGACGCUCUUCUAGUGGUGUUGGAUAUGGACGAGGGCACGUUGAGUUUCACGGUGGACGGACAGUACCUGGGAGUGGCGUUCAGAGGCCUGAAGGGGAAGAAGCUGUACCCCAUCGUCAGCGCUGUGUGGGGUCACUGCGAGAUCAGCAUGAGAUACGUCAACGGACUGGAUCCGGAGCCCCUCCCCCUGGUGGACCUGUGUCGUCGGGCCGCCCGGGUCGCGUUGGGCCGAGAGCGCCUCCAGGAGAUAGAGACCCUGCCCUUACCACAGUCUCUCAAAAAUUACCUCCAGUACCAAUGACCAGACCCGUACCGCCUGACCAGACCCCUACCAAUGACCAGACCAGUACCGCACACCACCAACUGGGACCAUCCGGACAGAAACCAUGAUGAACUAAGUGUAAUGGAAGAUGGAGAGAACAAGAGGGGGGUUGAAUGAACGCCGGCGGACAACGGAAGCGGAAUGUUUACACUGUGGGCUGUAGCUCUGCGAUUAAUGGAUGGAAACUUGAGUUCAGAUUUUUGACCGGAGGAUGAUGGAUACUCGAGUAUCCGGGUUUUGACCCAUUUUGGACUUUUUUAAUGAUUGAUGGCUGUAGCUCUCUUCCAAUGAAUACCCUAUUUGACAGAAUGGUAUGAUCCACAGUCACUUUUAAGUAUGGCAAUAAGUGGUGGUUUUAGGAGGCUACCUGCUGGUUGGAGUGAGAACUGCGCCUAGAAAGCACACAAACUAUCCCGGGAGGCUUUGGAACUCAGAUCACUGCUCCUGGAUACACUAUACCCAAGGUCUCCUACCAUGUCAGUCCAAUCAGCAGACAGACACAGGACAUUUCUACAGGGCUCAAAUGUGUUUGAGUCCAUUUUGCGUUCAACGGGCCUGGAGCCCACUGGUACCAUACAAUAUCUUCCCCGCUGUGUUAAAGGACCCAUUAAAGGACUCUGCCAGUUCUAGUCUUACUAGAUCUAGGAAAACCUAGUUUUUCUGGAUCUACAUCAAGUAAUACAAGGGGAAACUGUAGUACACUACUACAUGAACAAUGGCACAGCAGCCAUUUGGGGAGGGGGGUGGGUUCAAGGAUGGUUAUGGAUGACCACACACACACCUAGCAAUCAUUCUUUUUCUCAAAAUGCUUGAGUCACUUUUGUUAUUUCUAAGUUUGUACCCUAUAUUUUAUAGUGAGUGUGGAUUAUAAUUUUGAUGACGAUGAUGAUAGGAUGAUGAUGAUGUUAUUUAUUUAUCAUGAUGUAGUUCCUUUUUUAAAUUGAUCAUGAUGGUUACGUUCAGGUAAAUAUACUACACCAAUAUGGGAGAUGAUGAUCAGCUCUGUCUCCCUAAGGCUUUUCUUAACAGGAUGCUCCUUUUGUUAUUAUGAUAUGAUCGCUGAUGGUUUUAAUCUAUAUCUGCCUGCUGGGAUGAGACACCAGGGUCAUACUGGGGCACACAGUGGAAUGUAUGGACAGUGAUGUCAUUAGCAGAUCUGAAAUGUGAAUAAAAGCAAAGUGAAUGAAAAA
Messenger RNA from Salvelinus fontinalis (brook trout), 2767 nucleotides. Its product is annotated as SPRY domain-containing SOCS box protein 4-like. Bases 696 to 1556 code for a protein of 286 amino acids. Gene Ontology annotation, biological process: proteasome-mediated ubiquitin-dependent protein catabolic process. The record is from RefSeq and is a predicted model, not a curated record. Gene Ontology annotation, cellular component: SCF ubiquitin ligase complex. Gene Ontology annotation, molecular function: protein binding. NCBI's taxonomy places the organism in Eukaryota, Metazoa, Chordata, Actinopteri, Salmoniformes, Salmonidae. The transcript is spliced from 3 exons.